Drepanopeziza brunnea f. sp. 'multigermtubi' MB_m1 is the source of this 1071-nucleotide messenger RNA. RefSeq lists its product as uncharacterized. Gene Ontology annotation, molecular function: protein phosphatase 2A binding. NCBI's taxonomy places the organism in Eukaryota, Fungi, Ascomycota, Leotiomycetes, Helotiales, Drepanopezizaceae. The record is from RefSeq and is a predicted model, not a curated record. Gene Ontology annotation, biological process: regulation of signal transduction; regulation of dephosphorylation. Gene Ontology annotation, cellular component: cytosol.
AUGGCAGACCACAGUAUCAAGUCCCUUUUCACUAGAGCAGAGCAGCAACGGAAGGAUAUCGAGGCCUCCUGGGAUAGCAACACCGCCGUGUACCAGCAAAACGUCGCCGCCGCUAUCGCAACCUACGACGAAUGCCUCAAGCUCGCAGACCGGCUCUCCCUAUUUAGUCCUAACGAGACGCUUGAGGAUAUCACUUCUGGGGAUCUCCAAUAUCUUCUCAUUAGCUAUCGCCUCGCCGACCUUAUCCUCCGAGUCUCUAGCAAGGACCGCAAGGGCACCCUCCAACAAGCGCGUGAGGCAUACGAACGAUUUCUCAGUCUGCUUGACCACUACGAGAUCCUCACCGGCGCUGAAAAGAAGCUAUACAAUGCCUACACCGAGGACCCCACCACCUUCUCUACAAUCAACAACUCGGAUCCGAAUGCACGGCGGGCGACAAAGAUAGCAAACUUCAAAUUGGAGAAGGAGCUGAAGCAGAAGCUGGAGGUCGCAGCCCAGAACCCGGCCUACCUGCAAAACGAUGACGAUGCGAUCCGUCAGCUCCAACUCGCCAGUAUUGCACUCUGUACACACACCACUUUUCAGUCUCUCGAAUCGCUCAAUCUCGAAUGUCAGAUCCUCGCCAUGGCGCCGCCCACACCACCUUCUGGCCCCGAAGCCCUCGAGCGCGACUACAGGGAACGCAUGGGUCUGCGCGACAAAGACGAGUCUUCCUCCUCCGACCGUCUCGACCGACGAGAUAUGCUAUCUUCGGCUAACAAAGGCCCGAUUUUGAGCGCUGGGGGUAAACCGUUGAGGCCGUUCACGUUGCUGGAUAGUAGGCAGACGGUUAAGGAGGGGGUGUUUAAGAGUGGGCAUAACCUGCCAACGAUGACCAUUGAUGAGUAUCUGGAAGAAGAGCGGGCGAGGGGAGGCAUUAUAGAAGGCGGAGGAGAAGCGAGCGGACUUACUCCAGAACCGGAUGAGGAUAAUUAUGAGAAAGGAGAUCAGGAGACGAUGAAGGCGAGGGAGUGGGAUGAGUUUACCGAGGCGAACGCUAAGGGCUCUGGGAAUACGCUUAACAGAGGAUGA